Messenger RNA from Gongylonema pulchrum, 861 nucleotides. The record is from the annotation of a GenBank genome assembly. NCBI's taxonomy places the organism in Eukaryota, Metazoa, Nematoda, Chromadorea, Rhabditida, Gongylonematidae.
ACCAGCACGCAAGAAAACAGAAAUAAAUACUACAUUAUCCAGCUUUUGGAAAGCGAUACCGAAGAGCGUUACUGGGUAUGGUUCCGAUGGGGACGUGUUGGUUAUAAGGGGCAGACAAGUCUCGUUCCAUGCGGUGCAAAUUUGCCUGGAGCAAAAAGCUUGUUCUGUAAUAAAUUUGUGGCCAAAACAAUGAAUGAUUGGGGGGAGCGAGCCAGUUUUGUUAAAGUGGCUGGCAAGAUGCGUCAGCCACCACUUAUCAAGACCCAGAAACAGCUCAAAGCAGAAAUAAAACUUUUGGAAGCACUGAGCGAAAUUGGCAUGGCUGUACGAACGUUCAAAAAGGAAUCGGAAAGAAUCGAUAUUCAUCCAAUCGAUCGCCACUAUAUGAAUAUGCAGUGCGAGAUUUCAGUUCUUCCGGAUGACGAUCCUCAGAUGCGUCAGCCACCACUUAUCAAGACCCAGAAACAGCUCAAAGCAGAAAUAAAACUUUUGGAAGCACUGAGCGAAAUUGGCAUGGCUGUACGAACGUUCAAAAAGGAAUCGGAAAGAAUCGAUAUUCAUCCAAUCGAUCGCCACUAUAUGAAUAUGCAGUGCGAGAUUUCAGUUCUUCCGGAUGACGAUCCUCAAUAUAAGCUUGUUGCCGAUUAUCUCGAAUGGACGCAUGCUCCAACACAUAAUAUGUACAAGGUGCAUAUCCGUACUUUAUACGCCAUAUGCCGAAACGGUGAGAAGGAACGCUUUAUGUCUCAUCUUGGAAAUAGGUUAGUCUUAUCGAUGUUCCGUCUUUAUCACUGCAUUACUGUGUUUUUUAUUGACCGGUGUAACUUAAAUUUGGAAGAUAUUGUUAAAAACGAAAAGUAG